Messenger RNA from Paramecium pentaurelia, 1094 nucleotides. NCBI's taxonomy places the organism in Eukaryota, Ciliophora, Oligohymenophorea, Peniculida, Parameciidae. The record is from the annotation of a GenBank genome assembly.
AUGAGCUUCGAUAAACUAAUGCUAAAUCGACCAAAUUAUACUGCAAAAAAUAUAUUAUAACCAUUAUUUGUGUCAGCCAGACCUUUGAACUAUGUUCUAACUCCUACUUUGAAUAAAACUGAAAAUAAGGAUAGACCAUAAAAUUUUAUAGAAAAUUAAAGAAAGACUUUACAUUAAAAAAAUGAUUCCAAUAAAUCUUAAUCUAUUAGCAUAAAAAAAUAAAGAGUUCAAGAUGCUUAUAACUAAUUAUCAGAUUUUAAUGAUAAAAAAUAAAUUAUUGCAUCUCUUAAAACUCUGAAUUCAGCUGAUGAGAGGUUGAACUUUUGUAAUAACUUAGAAUUCAAUUAAUUGAUAAAAUUUUAGAAAGAAAAGAUGAAAUGAUGGUAGCAUAAUUAAAAUUAAAAGCAGUCAAAUUAGAACCUAUUUUCAACGUUAUUAGAAGGAAGUUGCGAAAAUAGCGUUUAGGUAGUGCCACUCCUAAUUAAUCAAAGAAAGGAACUAUCAUUAUGAGAUAAAAAACAUCAGAUGACUUACCUAAAACUAUGCCAGAUCAAACUAGAGAUAGUAAAGAAAAAUAAGAUCAUAGUCUACAUUAAUAAGAAACCAUCAUUGAAGAUUAAAUCAUUGAAAAAAUAUAAACCAAAUUUACUGCUGGUGUAGCAUUUUCUUGGCUUGCUAAUAGACAUGAUACUAAAUAAAGUAUUUCUAAGUUUCUAUUAAAUUAAGUCUAAUUAGAUCCUGAUCCAACUGAACGGUAAUAUUUAAGAAGAUCAACUGCCUUACAAUAUGGUAAAAACACAAUGAACAGACUCAAACAAUAGGUUUCAAAAAAAGUAAGUGAGAAUUCAGACGAAUUAAUAAGAAUUGGUAACUUUAAAUUGGAACCAAAAAAAGAAAAAUAUAAUCUUAGUAAAAUAAAAGCAAAAGUUGAUUCUGGGUUAAUUAAACCUUAAUAACCUGUACUACCUAAAGUUAAUAUUAUAAAACGAUAAGAUACUCUAGGAUAUAUUACAUCUGAAAGAAAAGAAAUUUCUGCACUUGGAGAAAUCUAAACAUUUAGAAGUGACAGUAAAAUAAGAUUAUUAAAACUCUGA